UGUUUUGUUUAUACAUACAGUAUAUGACAUUUGAUUGUAAAUUAAUUAUUGUUUUCAGCAAUAAUUAAUUGAUUGAAUCAUCUGUUUAUGUUUUUUCGGUGACCAUCGAUGACUAAAAUUAUGGACAACAAUGAGAUGAAUAAUGAUCUGAAAGAAGAAAACAGUCGUCUAUUAAGAGAACUAUCGUUUAGUGAGUCAUUCAUCAAAGUCUUAGGCGAACAGAGGGACCAAUUCAUCAAAUUGUUUAAUGAAUGUCAACACUGCGGACAAAACCAGGAGAUGAGACAAUUGUUGUCCAAAUUUGAUGACAAAUUGAUUGAAAUGAAGAAUCAGUUUAAAUCACAAUUAAUUAAUGAAGAAUCCGAUGAUAGUAGAGAUGAAGACAAGACAAACAGCGGACAAAAGAAAUUGCGCCGAAAAUACAGGAAAAAUACACAAAAAAGUUGUAAUCAAUCAAAUACUACAAGAGUACAUUACAAAUAUCAUUGUCAAACCUGUGGUUAUAAGACGAAAGAUUUGACCCGAUUUAACCGUCAUCUGACCAACAAUGGUCAUCAACGGUCCGAAACAAUGGUGGCCGACGUGAUUAACAAGACGGCCGAGAAAGUCAGUGACGAAGAGGUAGAUGACAGUCGAUUGAUGAAAACGAGUGGCAAAAAUACUAAAGAAAAGAAAAAGUUUAUCUGUAAUGAAGACAAUUGUGGCAAACAGUUUAAAGAUACAUAUCAUCUGAUGAGACACAAGAAAACUCAUAAAAAAUCACUUUUCAAGUGUGAGUUCAAGGAUUGUGAUCAAAGUUUUGGUGAAUUGAAUUCAUUGGUUAAUCACACAAAUACUUACCAUAACUUUAUUUCAAAUGAAAUUUUGUUUGACUAACAAUUACCAGUAGAUUAUUAGACAUGAAAAUAUUUUUAUCAGUUUAUCAUAAUUUAGUUUAUAUAUCUAUUAAAAAAUA
Messenger RNA from Oppia nitens, 955 nucleotides. RefSeq names its product zinc finger protein 410-like. The record is from RefSeq and is a predicted model, not a curated record. The transcript has 3 exons. Lineage: Eukaryota; Metazoa; Arthropoda; Arachnida; Sarcoptiformes; Oppiidae. The coding region runs from base 109 to 876 and encodes 255 amino acids.